This is a messenger RNA of Mytilinidion resinicola, 479 nucleotides long. RefSeq lists its product as uncharacterized. The record is from RefSeq and is a predicted model, not a curated record. Bases 230 to 472 code for a protein of 80 amino acids. The transcript has a single exon. Lineage: Eukaryota; Fungi; Ascomycota; Dothideomycetes; Mytilinidiales; Mytilinidiaceae.
ACUGUCCUUAAAUACGUUCAGCUCUCCGCGCAACUACACCUCCCUCCUACAAUCGACAUCCGCGUCCACGUCUACUCAAAGGUUCUCCAAAACCUCAACGACUUUUCGCAAGCCCAACUCUCCACACAGCUACUCAUCCCUCCUAUAAUACACACUCGCAUUGGCAUCCGCCCAACGACCUAGCUCGAAGCCAACUCUCUCACGAAACCGACCACCUCACUCAGCCACCAUGAUUUUCCCCAUUCUCAUCCCCAUCAUCAUCCCACUCAUCAUCCCAAUCUUCUUCCCCAUCGGCAUGCCUAUCAUUUUCCCCAUCAUCUUCCCCCUGCUAUUUCCUAUCGCCACGACUUUCGCACUAUUCAACCUCUUCGCUAGCCAGGGAAUCUUUUAUGCCGGCGGCGACCUCGACGAUGACAACGAUAACGAAGCUGCGGCCUAUACCGACUCUGACGACGACUUUGAAAUUAUUUAGUAUUGAG